UCCAAAGGAGGGGAACCUCAUGUGAGGAGCCGGACACGACACGUCCCACGCCACAACCUCCACGCUGUUUUUCAUAGCGUGUGUGUGUGGAAGGUGUUGGAGGAAGGGGACAACUUUGAUCCGAGGCCAAGUGUGUGUGUGAGUGUGUGUGCGUGUGCGUGUGUGAGUGUGAGUGUCCUCCCUUCCUUGAGAACGAUGACGGUGAAGGCUGGCGAAGACACAUGAUGUCCCUUUUGUCCUUUUCUGCUCUUUUUCUCACAUUCCCUCUCUCGCAAUUCGCCAUUCGCGUCUGAAUGUGACGAAGCGCAUUGUUGUUUCCACCUCCUCUUUUUUUUUGUAUGUGGGAUUUCCAGUCGCGAUGUCUGCUGCAACAUUUGGUUAUUUGUUCCUGGUUCUACUCAGUCCGCUGUCAGGGGGCGCCCAGACAGAGAUGAAGAAGGUUGUUGGGGACAACGCCACCUUGCCAUGCCACCACCAGUUCCAAUCGUCCAGCUCUAUUGAUAUCGAGUGGCUCCUGCAGAAACCAAAUUCCAAACAGAAAGUGAUCAUUACGUUCUUCGGCGGCCAUGUAUACACCAACGAGGCCACGAACACCGAUGCCAGCCGUCUGUCCUUUGCCGGGGAGUACCUGGGGGGCGACGCCUCCCUGCUGAUCAGUGACCUGCUGCUGACUGACUCUGGAGAGUACUACUGCAAGGUCAAAACCGGGGGGAAGUAUCACUGGAGCCAGGUCAACCUCAUUGUGCUGGUGAAGCCCUCGAAGCCCAGAUGUUGGAUGGAUGGCAAGCUCCUGGAAGGCAGCGACGUCAAACUGAGCUGCAAGUCCAGUGACGGCUCCGACCCCAUCAACUACAAAUGGGAGCGGGUGUUGGACAAAGGCAAGAGUCUGGGCAAGCUGCCAAACCUGGCGCUGAUAGAUCUGAAGAACCCAGAGAUCGUCACCCUGAGGAACCUCACCAUGGACAGCACAGGUGUCUACAGGUGCACGGCCAGCAAUGAUGUGGGAGAGGAGAACUGCACCAUUGAGGUCACCAUGCAGCAUGUGAGGGAUGUUGGUAAGGUGGCCGGUGCCAUGGUGGGAAUCUCUUUGGGCGUGCUCAUCGUCAUAUUGAUCGUCUGGCUGGUCUUCCGAAAGAAAGAGAAGAAGAAGUACGAGGAAGAGGAGACUCCAAAUGAGAUCAGGGAGGAUGCGGAGGCUCCCAAGGCCAAGCUGGUGAAACCAAACUCCCUGUCCUCUUCUCGCUCCGGCAGCUCACGCUCGGGCGCCUCCUCCACCCAGUCAAUGGUGCACAACAGCGCCCAGCGUGGCCACCGCCCCCGCCCGCCUGCCGUGGCAGCGCUCAAGGAAAACGGGCAGCCUCCCGGCUAUCCCCAGUCACCUCAAGCCUACGCCACGGUGGUCCCUCCCAAGACCCCCGAGCCCCCUACCACUCCCAAAUACAACUCCAGGAAUGCGUCCGGGCCAACACCCCCUACCCUCAUGGUCCCCGCCCAGACCAAAGCCUUUCAGACUGUGUAAGACGGAAAGCUUGUUCCUACCUGCAGCCAUGCCAGACUCCCACCCCUUGAACCUGCACCCACCCUCCCAAAGACUGAAACUCUUCCAUAAACAAAGAAAUGCAACUAGUUAAAAGGAUGUAAUUAAAAAAUCAAUACUUUAAUUCCAAAAGUACUUCUAAUGAAUGCAUAUUUAAAAGGGAAAUAUGAAAUGCUUGCCCCCCGCUGAAUUCCAUGAGAACAGAGACUGGCUCUUGCCGGGCUAGCUGGAAGGACCCACUUGUCAAGUAUUUAUCUAAUCACAAUUUUAGGCAUGUAACAGAAAUUGGGCAAAAAAGGAGGAUGAAACAUUGAAAGACGGUUGAUAAAGUUGACCCAUGCCAUGAGAGACGAUGACGGCGGCUUCAGUUUUCUUGGAUUCUUCCAGCACCUGCUCCGAAACCCCAUUGGACUCCCGUGUGUGUAUGUGUGUGUGCAUCACCCAACCUCUGGAGCCCUCAUGGAACCUCCUCGGACUGACUCAUCUGACUGAACGGCCCACGUGCUCCACCACCAGCAGGGCAAUCUUCAGGUAUAGAGAUGAAACAAGCGCCGAGUGGAGUCUUCUACUUCUACGAGCACUCUUUUUCUGGGUACUGAACACCUUACUUCAAUUAACGUAGUAUACUUAUUAGGCCUAUAGACAGAUCAUGCUUCCGAUAUAGGGGAUAAGCAUCUAUUAGUGCAAUUUUGUUUAUCAUUGUGUAUCUUCUAGGGGUGUAACGGUAUCUCAUAAUCAUAGUUUGGUGUGAACCUCGGGUUUAAGGGUACGGCUCAGUUUUUUGUUUAAUAUAUUUUUUGGUACAGUUAGGGAUUCUUCUUGGCACUAUUGCUACAGAAAUUCCGGGCUGAACUUUAUUUGAGUAGAUACAUGACUAUAUUGGGAGGUAGUCCCUCACUUCAUGUGUACUGUGUGGAACUCAGUACGCUCGUGUACCGUACAAAAUGAUCCGUUCCAAAGAAAUCAGAUUAGCAAUCCAUGUACCGUUACACCUCUGGUCUUUUGUAUUCAGCUGGACAUAAGAAGAAGUGCCACCGAUCCGGAGAAUGGGUUCUUUUAUUUUCAUUUCAUUUUUCUUGAAUUGCUGCAUUUCAGAAGCCAAAACGUCACCAUGAAUGUGUGAUGGAUGAGGGAUGGAUGGCGUGGUUGUGGCUCCCUCUAAGGUACUGAGUCAAUAUACACUAAGGGCCUGAUCUACUGAAGUUUUGCGUGUAUAAAAACACAUGAAAACCUGAUCUCAAAUGUUUAAAAUAGCAUCUGCAAUCCAUUUUGCAAACUUGAAUCCUGUUUGCGGUCAAUAUUUUUACAUCUAUGUAUAUUUUGCACCUUUGAUAGGCAGGUGCAAACUGGCACAAAUGGCUGCAGUCACUUAUGGCGAGAAGGAGACAUAGCUGAUGACAGAUGACGGUGACAAUCUUCCAUGCGUGUAUCAACAUAUUUGGAGUAUCAAAAAAAGAAUCAGAAGAGACUGCAUCCUCUUACGUCUGGAUCAUUGGAGCUGUCCAUUGCAUUGAUUAGAUUAGAUUCAACUUUAUUGUUAUUGCUCAUGUCACUGGUACAGGGCAACAAAUUGCAUUGGUGCAAUAGUAUUAAUUUUAGUGUGGAUUUUAGUAAUAUGCAAGGACAUAGCCCUAUAUGAGUAUAUGUAUUUUCAUAUAUCAUAACCCGAUUACUAAGCAAUGUUGUCUGGGGCUAUAUGCCCCUGGUAGGGUCUCCCAAGGCAAACAGGUCUGAGGUGACGGAACAGACCAAGAGUGAUUCAGUGAUUCAGAAGACACUUAUAAUGACAACAAAGAGGAGGAAUCGCACCUCGCCCGGAUGUGGAAUCCUCCUCACCCUGGAGCCAGGCCCGGGGGAGGGGAAGUCUGGGCUUCCCAACUGAGACUGCUGCCACCUCGACCCGGAUAAUGGAAAAUGGAUGGCUGGAUAACCAGAUUACAUGUAAAUAUCAUUAUUUAAUAGGUUGUAGUGUGAAACAUGUAUAUUAAAUAUAGCGCUAUUAUGAUGAUGCAGUGUCUUUUCUGGACUUCACUAGUGUGUUUAUUCACAUCCUCCACCAAGUCCCUAGCUUUCCACGUAAUAUUUUGUUUACAUUUUUGUUUACUGUUGUCCCGAAAUCUCCAUGGUGACAGCUGGUGGCAGAUGCAAAAUUCUCAAUUCUCACCACUUAAAAAAUGACGCAUUAAAUUAUGGUAAUAAUAGUAAAAGUAUGUGGAUUUUUUUUUUGUUUUUUGUUUUCUGACUCAAUUUAGCACUUGUUCUUUGGGAUUUUAGUAGAUCAGGCCCUUUGAAUCAUUUCACUGCAUUUGUGGUAGACGUGAAGGCGAAAAGAAUGAAAGUAGGAUGAGUGUGGGAGAGGGUGUAUGCUAUCAUUGUCUCUGUGGAUCCAUAACAAUGGAGUGGCACUUGAUGGUUCCUCUUGGUUAUUGGUCCGUCUGUGCUAUCAGCCGAUUCUCCCUUUGUCACGUCGUCACACAUACCCAGUGCAGUUUGAUUGAAAGUAGCUGAAAAAAAUAGGGCAAGUAGCCUAUCUAUCUAGUGUGCCUUUGCAAUCCCGUAUCCUUUCGCUUUUUUUUGUCUUUAUCUCACUCUGCUUAGAAGGUCAAUAGCAGCAAAUAUUGACCCAGCUUCAAUAACUUGGCCUCGGAGGCAGCCCAAAGCGAUGGGUGGGUAGGGCGGGGUGAGGAGUACAUAGCAGCGUCCAAUCCCAUGCCACGGGACAAUGUACUGUACAUUCUGUAAUCAGUCUUGUUUUUGUAUUGUACAUACAGAUAGAUAUAUGCACAUGAUGUCAAUGAAUUUAACAAAUAAGGGUAGACAUGCUCCAGAACACUGUUCACAGUCAAAUGGAAGACCCAAAGGUGAUUUUAAUCAUGUUACAUAGUGUUCUAAGUGAAUAAGGGACAGGAAAAUAGCAAGAUAUGCCAACCUUGCACCCCGCUGACAGGAACAUAUCAACGCAAACGCAUUGCGUUUAAGUGAAGUGACCCUUGACCCCCGGUUUUGCAAGAUGAAUCUGUUGCUUUACCAUUUGACGACCUGUCUGACUGAGAUUUUGUGAUUGGAUCAAUAUUAGAAAAGGCAAUAAACUGUUUCAAUGCAAUGUAGCAUGACACGCGAGACAAUAUGAGCAACAGUGGAACCUCCAAAGUGGAACACCAUCCAACUUGCUGUUUCUUCCCAUUUAAAAAUAAAUGUUCUCAUUGAGCUGAUUAAGGUAAUUCUAACUAAAAUACUAAUCAGUCCCCCCCCCAAAAAAAGGCAAAAAAAAGGUGAUCUCCUAUAGACGCUUCUCGACACCCAUUUUAUCCAAGAGGAGACUCAGGGCUCCAGCAAAGUAGAUAACAUAACAACAACAUAAGGAGACACAUUUUAUCCAAAAGUGAUUGAGGGCAGCAGGGAAGCUUAACUGCAUCUAAAAAGUGUAUCCAAGAGGAGACUUCAGGCAGCAGGAAAUGGUAGACUGCAGCAAAGUAGAGACUGUACAUGAAUUCUAUCCAAAAGGAGACUUAGCACAGCAUUUAGCAUGUAGCAUUUCCCCCAAGUGGAUGCUGUGACAAAGAGACAAAUGUUAUCCAAGAAACGAUUGAGGGCAGCAGGAAAACAGAGUUGUAUCUGAAAACUUUAUCCAAAGGGAGACUCUGGGCAGGAGGUUAUCGUAGCACUGUAUGUCAAGCCGACCAAUUCUAUCCAAACAGAGACUAAGGAGAGCAAAAGAAGUACAGAAAAUGUAGCACGUCCCCAAAGCGGAUGCUGUGAAGAACGAUGCUGUACGUACAUCAAGUAGACAGAUUGUAUCCAAAAGGAGAUUGAUGGAGGCAGGAAAACUGCAUGAAAGUGGACACUGUGGAGUAUAAUGCUCCACAUUAAGGAGAUAAAUUGUGUCCAAAAGUUGCACAGCUGCACAGUAAGGAAGACAGAUUAUAUAAUGCUAAAUUGUGUCCAAAAGGAGACCGAGGGCAGCAGGAAAAUGUAGCACUAUAGCCAAAUAGAGACUAUUGAGUAUAGCCAUGCACAUUAAGGAGGCGGGAUUUAUUCAACAGGAGACUAAGGGCAGUGCAGAAAAAUGUAGCACUGCAGUCAGGUUGAGAUUGCUGCACAGUAAGGAAGACAAAUUGUAUCCAACAGCAGACUGGGGCAGCAGGAGACUGUGGAGUAUAAUGCUGUAUUGUGGAGACUGUGGAGUAUAAUGCUGUAUUGUGGAGACUGUGGAGUAUAAUGCUAUAUUGUGUCCAAAAGGAGACCAAGGGCAGCAGGAAAAUGUAGCACUACAGCCAAAUAGAGACUAUUGAGUAUAACGCUGCACAUUAAGGAGGCGGGAUUUAUUCAAGAGGAGACUGAGGGCAGUGCAGCAAACUGUGGAGAAUAGCACUGCCAAAUUCAGGCAGAGCUAAGGCAGAGCAACUCGGCCAGCUGACGUUAGCAUGUGUGAUUACGAGUGAGCUGCAUUGAUAUCGACCAACUGGGCUUAGUUCAUGUUUGACUUUGGAGGUUCCGCCACACGGGCCUUUAGUCUUGUUGUGGAAAAUGGCAGAUGUAACACAAGAUAAAGCGAUUGAAACGCUAAAUCACAAAACAAAAGCAAUCUCAUUUCACAACGUGGGACAAGGGAGGAAAAUAUGCCUUUAAUAUUCAACUCCACUUCAUAUCUGACCAAGCUUACUUAUGUGAGAGUGAGUGCAUGUUAGUGAAAAUGCGUGAGUGUGUACGGUGUGUGUGUGUGUGUGUGUGUGUGCAUGUUAAUUCAGUGUAUGCCCUCGAACCACACCCACACACUCCACUGUCGGCCAUGGAGUGGGCGAGAGGUGAGGGGACCAAGGCUUUGUUUAAUAAUGAUAUGAAUGCAGACUGGCAGCAUUUCUUUUCAUUGACCCAUAAGCCAGUUGAAGCUGGCCUCAAAGGCGGCGGCCAUGUUGGAAUCUUGAGUCAUGUACAUAAUUCAUACUGUUGGUGCCCUCCUUGCUUGUGCGGAUCCAUAAAUAAGAGCAUACGCACGUGCAAACACUAUACAGUUUGCAUGUGGACAAAAGUGUUGAGACACUCAUGAAUUAUAGAGUCAUAUAAUGAAAGUACACAGCUGACGACAGGUACAUUGGUACAUUGCAAUGGAAUAUACUGAAAACUAACAAUGUUUUUUUUCGUGAUUUUAGGGAUUUUGCAUCAAUGUCCAUGUAGUUGUGUAAUCAUGCCUAUCGAUAUUUUAAUAGACAAUUUAUAUUCAUACUGGGUUGGGUGACAUGAAAUUUCUGAAUUUCCCUGACUUUGUCCCAGUUUGCUGGCACACAGUAUUAAUCUUCCCAGUAUAUCUUUGCCAAUUAAGUACUAGGUUAGGCUCUUUUAAUGUGCACCAGUUCAUAAAGCCAUACAUAUUUGUUACAGCAACUGUGCAUUUUCCUACUUUUUAAAUGACACCCAAUGGGACAUAAAUGUCAUUUGUGGCGCCCCCUAUGGGUUGGCCAAAAAUGCUUUGAAAGAAACGAUCACAUACAGGAAAUGUAUUGCAGAAGAUGACUUAUGGACAAUUACUUUUGGUGUGUAUUUUGGCCUCUAUGUAUUUUUUCUUGCUCAAAUUUUACCAAAAAAUUUUGUGUGUACCAAAUUUUGUUGUGAUCUGACUAAGCACCCUAAAUUAACUCAUUCAAUCCGCUAUCACCGAUUGCAACUUAUUUUUCACGGCAUACACAAUAUUGCGUCCCACGGCUAUAUAAACAUAAAUAAAAACGUAUUUUGGUUAACUUUGUACACGCUACACUCCGUGUUCUUCCGAGUGUGUUAAUACAUGCAAACGAUCCAUAACGAGCUCUUAUCAAACACACUUCUGCCACCUAGUGGCCGUAUUUAUGGCUUAAAACUGAAGUGAUAUCUAUUAGAGUGCAGUUGAGUCGACACCUCUUUAUGCCUCUUGCGCACAUUUGGGAUUGAAUGAGUUAAAAGCGGAUGUUUUUGUGGUGAGAAAUUUCAAGUCAGUACGAUUGUGGUUAAAUAAUAGCACCACCGUGUGGUGUAUUUGUCCGAUAAGUCAUAGCACAGACAACACAGUCUAUUUGACUAUUUUCACCCCAUGUGUACGGCGGUUCAGGAGUAGAAGCUUACAUAAAAAAAUACUGUCAGUGUAAAUCAAGGUGUCCCAAUGCUUUUGUCCAUAUCUAACAUUUCCACAACACAGAGAGAUAUAUAGUCUGCAUAAAUAAGAGCCUAAGCAGCACCUUGAGGAUCUUUUUUUGAUGGAUUGUGUGUCAGAAAAUGUACAUUUUAGUGCAAAAGCAUACAGGAAACUACACACACUCAAACAGACAGACAGCCAUUGCAUCUUAACAGUUCUCCAAGACAGGAAUCUGUCAGAGCUCCGAGAAUCAGGAGGAGCUCCUUCUUAACGCGAUUGAUAUCGAGCCAGGGCUUGUGAGCCAUUGAAAUUCCCUCCACUGCCAAUGAAAGCAACAAUGGCGGCGGCAGUGGCGGUGGCGGAGAGAAGGGAUGCAAGAUGUCUUCCAAGGCAUUUCACACAUUUCUAUGAACAGAUUUCCACUAUUAUUAGUAUUAUUUUUUUUUGCCAGCUCUGCAAACAAUCACUCAUGUUCUGGAAAAGUAUUCCAUCGACAAUAUACAUGUGUUGUCUUAUCAUCAACACUGUGUGCAGUAAGCCAUGUUAGCGUUAUCUUGUGUUGUAUGAUAGAUCAUGUCGUCACAAAUGUUUUUUUUUAAGUUUUUAAGUUUUAAAUGUUUUUAUUUUCUAGAGAUGCUCAAACAUUUGGGCAUUCGGAAUGUGAUGAGUGGGUGCAGAAGCGGACGCGAAGGGACCUGCAUGUCAUACGAAACUGAGCUAAUGAAUGGGAAUGCUUUGCUUUGUUGUAACAUACAUGUAUUUGGAUAAGGAAUUUAAAAAAAUCUAAAUAAAUCUACAAUUGUAAAUAUAUUCACAAAUACA
This is a messenger RNA of Doryrhamphus excisus (bluestripe pipefish), 8462 nucleotides long. RefSeq names its product CXADR like membrane protein b (gene clmpb). Lineage: Eukaryota; Metazoa; Chordata; Actinopteri; Syngnathiformes; Syngnathidae. The record is from RefSeq and is a predicted model, not a curated record. Gene Ontology annotation, cellular component: cell surface; membrane; cytoplasmic microtubule.